Messenger RNA from Micropterus salmoides (largemouth bass), 1299 nucleotides. It is a transcript of the gene ppa1b, whose product is annotated as inorganic pyrophosphatase 1b. The record is from RefSeq and is a predicted model, not a curated record. Gene Ontology annotation, biological process: phosphate-containing compound metabolic process. The coding region runs from base 98 to 973 and encodes 291 amino acids. The transcript has 11 exons. Gene Ontology annotation, molecular function: magnesium ion binding; inorganic diphosphate phosphatase activity. Gene Ontology annotation, cellular component: cytoplasm. Lineage: Eukaryota; Metazoa; Chordata; Actinopteri; Centrarchiformes; Centrarchidae.
CCGUGGCUCUAUACGACCCACGACUCACCGAAGACGGCUCCUUCCGCCGCCAUCCUCCAUCCAAGAACCAAUCGGCAACACAAACCUGCACGUGAACAUGAGCUUCACAGUAGAGGAGAGGGGGAACCCGAACUCCCUGAGCUACCGCUUGUUCUUCAAAAAUACUGAAGGAAAGUACAUCUCACCAUUCCAUGACAUACCAAUAUUCGCUGAUGAGGGUCAGAACAUCUUUCACAUGGUUGUGGAAGUACCGAGAUGGACAAAUGCAAAGAUGGAGAUUGCUACAAAAGACCUCUUGAACCCAAUAAAGCAAGAUGUGAAGAAGGGCAAGUUGCGAUAUGUUGCCAAUGUUUUCCCACAUAAGGGCUACAUAUGGAACUAUGGAGCCAUUCCCCAGACGUGGGAAGAUCCUGCACACAAAGAUGGAGACACUGACUGCUGUGGUGACAACGACCCCAUCGAUGUCUGUGAAAUCGGCAGUAAGGUGUGUUCCCGUGGGGAGGUGAUCAAAGUGAAGGUGCUCGGGAUCCUGGCCAUGAUCGAUGAGGGCGAGACUGAUUGGAAAGUGAUUGCAAUCAACGUAGAGGACUCCGAAGCCAACGACUUGAAUAACAUCAGUGACGUGCAUCGCCUGAAACCUGGUUAUCUGGAAGCCACAGUUGACUGGUUCAGGAGGUACAAAGUGCCAGAUGGGAAACCAGAGAACCGGUUUGCUUUCAACGAGGAGUUCAAAGACAAGGACUUUGCCAUUAAAAUAAUUAAGAGCACUCACAACUUCUGGAAAGCACUCAUUUCCCAAAAUACUAAUGCUGGUGAACUGAACUGCAAAAACACGUGUGUCUCGGACGGUGACAGCCCUUUCUGCUGCUCAGCGGAUGAGGCCAAAGCUGCUGUUGGUGAAACAUGUCCUUGUGGAAAAGAAGAACCUAUCCCCUUAUCAGUAGAUAAAUGGUUCUACUACGAGAAGAAGUAAACCACGAGCUGAAUUGGAGCAGAGUGAAAGGCUCAUCCCUCAUAGGAUACUUGAAGAAGGUUUUACAUUAGGAACCAAUGGGAUGACAGGAUGGGACAUGGAUGGUUGGGUCUGGGUUUGCUUUUUUUCCUGUAGAUGGAAAGACAUUGGUUAGAAACUGUAUAGAAAGUACUCAUGUCUUGAACAAUGAAUUUUCACUUCUUUAACAAUGAUCUCGUUGGAUAUGUGCUAUCAUGAACAAAGUACGGGUGCUUUUCCUUGUAGAUACUUGUGCCCUGUAUGAGACUCUGAUCUGCUUUAAUAAAGCCUCUCGGGUAAACUGGUCA